AUGGUGGUCUCAGCAGGCACCGAAGAAGGCCCACAAGGAUCUGCUGCGGCAUCGGACUACUAUGACAGAAAAAAGGAAUUAAAGGAAUUUGAUGCUUCGAAAACUGGUGUGAAAGGGCUUGUAGAUUCCAAGGUGGGAAAGAUCCCUCGUAUUUUCAUCCGUCCUCCGGAAGAUCUCCACCAUGACAAGUCUUUGGAUUCCAACCUUCUUACCCAGUUGGGGAUUCCGGUCAUAGACCUUCAAGGCAUCCAUGAAGACGGAGGUCGACGUGAGGAGGUCGUUAACACAGUAAGGGAAGCAUCAGAGAGUGCAGGGUUCUUUCAGGUGGUGAAUCAUGGAAUCAACUUAAAUGUUCUGGAACAGAUGCUUCAAGGUAUACGCAGGUUUAAUGAGCAAGACGACCAAGUGAAGAAAGAGUAUUACACACGCGAUAUCACGAGAAAGGUGAGAUUUAACACUAAUUUUGAUCUCUUUCAGUCUCGAGCAGCUAAUUGGAGGGAUACCUUGCUCUGCGUUAUGGCUCCUCAUCCUCCCAACCCUGAAGAACUCCCUCUGCCUUGCAGGGAAAUUAUGAUGGAGUACUCGAAGCAAGUUAACAACUUGGGAUUAACUCUGUUCAAGCUGCUUUCUGAGGCUCUAGGGUUGAAUUCCAAUCACUUGAGAGACAUGGGUUGUGCAGAGGGCCAUGUCAUUAUAUCCCAUUACUAUCCUGCUUGUCCUGAGCCAGAUCUGACAAUGGGCAUUAGCAAGCAUUCCGACAGUGAUUUCUUCACUGUUCUCCUGCAAGACAGCAUCGGUGGCCUCCAAGUUCUUCAUCAGAAUCAAUGGGUUGAUGUCCCUCCUGUAGAUGGAGCUUUAGUAAUUAACAUUGGAGAUCUUCUACAGCUUAUGUCCAAUGAUAGGUUUAAGAGCUCACAGCAUAGGGUAUUGGCAAACCAUGUUGGACCAAGAGUAUCAGUGGCAUGCUUCUUCUGCAUGCAUCUACAGCAAUGUGAGAGGAAGUAUGGCCCAAUCAGGGAGCUGCUGUCAGAAGAAAAUCCUCCUCUUUAUAGAGAAACCACAGAAACAGAGUAUGUUGCGUACUACAAUUCCAAAGGACUGGGCGGGCAAUCUGCUCUGGAGCAUUUCAAGCUGUGACUAGUGAAGUUUGUUGCUGGGGGAAGAAGAGGGGUUGC
This is a messenger RNA of Telopea speciosissima, 1175 nucleotides long. Its product is annotated as 1-aminocyclopropane-1-carboxylate oxidase homolog 1-like. The coding region runs from base 1 to 1137 and encodes 378 amino acids. The transcript has 3 exons. Lineage: Eukaryota; Viridiplantae; Streptophyta; Magnoliopsida; Proteales; Proteaceae. The record is from RefSeq and is a predicted model, not a curated record.